This is a messenger RNA of Arachis ipaensis, 801 nucleotides long. Lineage: Eukaryota; Viridiplantae; Streptophyta; Magnoliopsida; Fabales; Fabaceae. The record is from RefSeq and is a predicted model, not a curated record.
AUGGACACAAAUCUUGGUUCCUUCAAGGUCCCACCAGCUUCUCUCCCUGUAUUCCCAGUUCUCUUCAUCAUGGUUCUUGCCCCCAUGUACGACCACGCCAUCCUCCCAUUCGCAAGAAAAAUAACCAGAACCGAAACCGAAAUCACGCAUUUACAAAGAAUUGGAACAGGGUUGGUUCUUUCCAUAGUGGCCAUGGCAGUUGCCGCGUUAGUCGAAACAAAGAGAAAGAAAACGGCGUUGAUUCAUGGUCUAACGGAUUCAACGGAGCCUCUUCCCAUAAUGUUCUUGUGGGUGGUGUUACAGUACUUGUUUCUUGGCUCUGUUGAUCUUUUCACUCUUGCUGGGAUGAUGGAGUUCUUCUUCACUGAAGCGCCAUGGAGCAUGAGGUCUAUUGCAACCGCCCUUUCUUGGGCUUCUCUUGCCAUGGGAUAUUACUCCAGCACUGUUCUUGAGUCGGCGAUGAUGGAUGUUGACUCCUCAGUAGACGGAUCCGCCAUAACCCUCCUCCUCCUUUUCCUUCUUGACGCUGUCGAGCCCACACCCAUCCUCCUCACACACCGUCUUCCUGCAAAUACACUCACAGACGCCCUCCCCUCGCCCACUUUCACGCCGUUGCUCAUCCACACACACCCUUACACCGACACAGAAAAGAGAGGGGUGUCAUUGCUGAUUCAUUUCCAUUGCUGCCAGCUGCGCCGUCGCGGAGGAGCUUCUCUGUCGCCGCGAGCUGCAACCACCACCGUGAAGUCCGUCGCCAUGGCUGCAGCUGUUCGCGCCAUCGUCCUCGCCGAAGGGAGCUAG